Molecule: messenger RNA, 1538 nt
Organism: Silurus meridionalis
Lineage: Eukaryota; Metazoa; Chordata; Actinopteri; Siluriformes; Siluridae
Gene: eif4a1a
Product: eukaryotic translation initiation factor 4A1A
Biological process (GO): cytoplasmic translational initiation
Cellular component (GO): cytoplasmic stress granule
Molecular function (GO): RNA helicase activity; translation initiation factor activity; ATP binding
Source: RefSeq, a predicted model, not a curated record
UCUUUCAUUGUAAUCAUGACGACUGAACAUGAACAUAGUAGAGACAAUGGUCCCGAGGGCAUGGAGCCUGAUGGAGUCAUUGAGGGAAAUUGGAAGGAGAUUGUCGACAGCUUUGAUGACAUGAAAUUGCGUGAGAACCUUCUCAGGGGGAUAUAUGCCUAUGGUUGAAAACCUUCUGCCAUUCAGCAGAGGGCAAUUCUCCCUUGCAUUAAGGGUUAUGAUGUCAUCGCUCAGGCUCAGUCUGGAACAGGGAAGACGGCCACCUUUGCUAUCUCCAUCCUGCAACAGAUUGAUAUAGAGCUUAAGGCCACGCAAGCUAUGGUCCUGGCUCCAACCAGAGAGCUUGCUCAGCAGAUCCAGAAGGUGGUUCUUGCCCUAGGAGACUACAUGGGUGGUACCUGCCAUGCCUGCAUUGGUGGCACCAAUGUCCGUAACGAGGUGCAGAAGCUCCAGGCUGAUGUGCCCCACAUUGUGGUUGGAACCCCUGGGCGAGUCUUUGACAUGCUUAACCGACGAUAUCUUUCUCCCAAAUACAUUAAGAUGUUUGCCUUGGAUGAAGCUGAUGAGAUGCUGAGCAGAGGGUUCAAGGACCAAAUUUAUGAGAUUUUCCAGAAGCUAUCCACUGACAUUCAGGUGAUUCUGUUGUCAGCCACCAUGCCUCAAGAGGUGCUGGAUGUCACUACAAAGUUUAUGCGAGAUCCCGUUAGGAUCUUGGUGAAGAAGGAAGAGCUGACCCUAGAGGGUAUUCGUCAGUUCUACAUUAAUGUGGAGAGGGAGGAAUGGAAGUUGGACACACUUUGUGACCUGUAUGAGACGUUGACUAUCACUCAAGCUGUUAUCUUCAUUAACACUCGCCGGAAGGUGGACUGGCUGACUGAGAAAAUGCAUGCUAGAGACUUUACAGUGUCUGCUUUGCAUGGAGACAUGGAUCAGAAGGAGCGAGAUUUAAUUAUGAAGGAGUUUCGCUCUGGCUCCAGUCGUGUCCUAAUCACCACUGACCUGCUGGCUCGUGGCAUUGAUGUGCAGCAGGUUUCUCUGGUCAUCAACUACGACUUGCCCACAAACCGGGAGAAUUACAUCCACAGAAUUGGGCGUGGUGGUCGUUUUGGCAGAAAGGGUGUCGCUAUCAACAUGGUGACUGAGGAUGACAAGCGCACACUCCGGGACAUUGAGACCUUCUACAACACCACUGUGGAAGAAAUGCCAAUGAAUGUGGCUGACUUGAUCUAAAACCAUCUUCCCACUAUUCUUCUCCCAUUUCAUUUCUUUGUCUCCUAUAUAUCUGGACUUGUACAUGCUCCUUUCCCCUCUAAAUCCACAACAUUGCCCAAACAAUUAUCAUUGUACACAGAAAGACAUAAAUAUGCCUUAUGUGUGACUUUGAAAAGACUUUCUUGAGUGUUCUUUUUAGCAUUUAACAAUGAUUGGUUAAAUUGGAGUGAGCCUUGUGCAGUGAUGCUAUCCCUCUGACAUGUUCCAUCCACUUAUUUUAUUGUUCUGUAUAUUUGUAUCUAUUGACUAAAGAGCUGAGCACCAAA